GUAGAAAAAAAAAAAAAAAAAAGCGACACACCAGUGUGUUUGUGUGUGUGAAUAAUAAUAAUUAUUAUUAUAAAAUUUGAUGGUAAUUUUUUACAUAAUUCAGUGGAUUUGAUAAGACUAAUAAUUUUUCUUUAAUUUUUAAUUAAAAUUGUGUCAUCAAAAUAAUGGCAUACCUCAUGAGAUGUCAAUUUGCCAAAAGCAUCCCAACUUUAUCAAAACUGUUGACAGGAUCAAGUCGUUUGGCAGUUGAAAAAAAAUUACCAAUUACUGUGAGAAAUUAUAAUUCACUUGUUAAGAAUGUCAAACAUAAUGGACUAGUACCAGUCAAAAAUGUUUGUCAAAAAUCAAAUAAGCUUACAGGUGCACUUGGUAUAUUUGCAAAUCAAAUACGUGCAUCAAGUCAUGGUGAUCAUGUACGUCUUUGGCAAAUGGAAAGAAUUGUUGCUGCAUCAUUUGUUGUAUUAUUUCCUGGUGUAAUAUUAUUACAAAAUCCAAUAAUUGAUGUUGCAUUUUCUCUACUUGUUGUUAUGCAUGCUCAUUGGGGUCUUGAAGCAGUUAUAUUGGAUUAUGCAAGACCAGCAGUUGUUGGUAAAAUACUUCCAAAAGUACUUAUGUUGGCACUUUAUUUAUUAUCUGGUAUUACACUUGCUGGUUUAGGAGCUGUUAUUUAUAAUGGUCCUGGUGUUGGUGGCUCAAUUAAACGAAUCUGGGCAAUUGGAAAUGAUAAAAAAUAAAUACAAAAAUU
This is a messenger RNA of Aphidius gifuensis, 745 nucleotides long. It is a transcript of the gene SdhD, whose product is annotated as succinate dehydrogenase [ubiquinone] cytochrome b small subunit, mitochondrial. NCBI's taxonomy places the organism in Eukaryota, Metazoa, Arthropoda, Insecta, Hymenoptera, Braconidae. Gene Ontology annotation, biological process: tricarboxylic acid cycle; mitochondrial electron transport, succinate to ubiquinone. Gene Ontology annotation, molecular function: ubiquinone binding; heme binding. The transcript is spliced from 4 exons. The record is from RefSeq and is a predicted model, not a curated record. The coding region runs from base 165 to 734 and encodes 189 amino acids. Gene Ontology annotation, cellular component: mitochondrial envelope; membrane.